GCGACUGUGAUAUUCGCCGGUAUACGGUGACCACUUUUGGAACCACUACCGUUUUCGAAAACUCGACGCAUGAUUGUUAUUUCGGUGUUUUCCUUUGUUCGCCCGUCGUGCAUUUUUCUCUCUGCGACGGCUAUAUCGGUGGGCAAGGCUGACACACGAGUGGACAGAUCGUCCGUCCGACAGAAAUUUGACAGAUAGACAUCCGUCCGUCCGUUCAAAAGCCGACCGUGCGCGUAUUUUCUGUUCGAGUUAUCGAACCGGAACAACGUUGUAGUCUCGAGGACAUCGUCCAUUGGCCGCUACUGUCCUAGCCGAUUAUCGUACCCUUUUUUGCUUUUCCCGAACCGCAGACCCGUGGCCGUAUGUAAAGAGUAAUCUCCCUAGUCUAGGCCUGCCGCCGCUGUUGCUGCUCUUCACUACCACGUCGACGCCAUUCUCGGAUGACCGACGCCACGGUAUCCCUUUGACCGACUGAUUGCAACCGCUAUUGAAUCUCCAAUGUCUCAAGACUGACUAAAGUGGUAAUACUGCCUCCCUGCCCUAUUUUUAGGUUGGCCGCUAAAAGUGCUGAGGUAGGUACAAGUACAAUGUCUCCAAAUUCUGAUUGAUAUCGUGCGUGCCUUUUUAAUAUGUUUCAAUAAUUGUGUCUGUAGGUCGCCUCAUAUCUUUACUGAUUAUGUCUGCCACCCCUACUCCUCGCAGUCCUAAUAAUAAUUCUGGUCGCCGAGGUGUGACAGCGACUUUGCCCGUGGUCGCUGCCGUUCAGGCGACCCCUCCGUCUUCACCGACCAUUGUGGAGACCGCUAAGGAAGUAAAACCAAAUCCAAAGAUGUCUAAAGCUCUGAGCACAUCAACGAAAAGGUAAAUGUUCAUUUCUUUUUUAUGAAUCACAUUUAGUUAGGUACAUUAUGUGUCCAAUUUAAAAAUUUUAUUUAGGUACCAUUUAGUUACGUCUUAUCGUUUAGGAAACAUGACAGUUUUAAAAAGAUACCUAUUUACCUAGCAUUAUAUCAUACCUUAUACUUAAUUAUAAUUAUCAAAAAAAAAAAAAAAAGAGUUGUUAAAUGUUUUAAUGAAUGUUUUAUCUUGUUAAGUCAAUUAAUAUUAAAAACAAAUUUAAGUAUAAUAUCAUAUAGCAUUAUGUCAAUAUUGAAAAUAUUUCCCUUUAUUUUUAUAAAUUUAUCAUACAAUAGACAUUUGUUUUUUCACUAUUAAAUUAAAUCCUGUUUGGCUAAAAAACAAUUUGAAUUUGUUUAAAGAAUUAAUUAUCUAUCUUUUAUAAACAUUAAGAUUAGCUAUGAAGUAUAAAUAGUGUGGAUAAUUAAUUAACAUAACGGUUAAGUUUUUUUUCCUGGUAAUUUCUAUUAAACAGUUAACUGCUUAACGCUUAAGAACAAAGAUACCAACCACUUAAGUAUCUUGGUAUACAUAUUACAGAAAUCAGACAAAUAAACGUUAUCUACGUAUUUAAUUUCAAGAUUUUGUUUCCAUUAUUUGAUCAAAAGUUAAUAAUACUCAAUAGAGGUUAGGAUGGUGAAACUGUGUUAUCAACCAAAAUAUUGUUUUAUGAAUGAUUUUAUUUAUUUGUAUCUCAAAAAAACUUCACAACAGUGUUUAAUUUUGUAUAUUAUUAUGAUAUUUGCGUUGUUUCUAUAACUAUUUAAAUUUAACUCUUAAUAAUUUAUAACUCAGGGGUGACUUUUAUGUAUUUAAAAAUAUACUAGUUUAACCAAAGUCUCAAAUCAUUUUAAUUUUCUGGUUUUAUAUUGAAAUCCUAUCACAAUAUGCAUUAUAUAAUAAUAUCAUAUAACAUUGGUUCUCUAAGGGAUGUAGGCAUACAAAUUAAAGAAAAGACUCGAAGUAACCAGUGGUUCAUCAUUUAUAUAGUAAACUAGUGAUUUAGUUAAAUUUUCUAUCUGACUUCUAUAAUAUUUUUAACUUCUUUUGCUUAUUGCAUGUAUCUACUAUUUUAUUUUAAAAUAGAUUUCAUAUUCAAUUUAAUGGUAUUUUUUUUAUUUGUUUGUGCUUUACAGGCCUCUAAGGCCAUUUAAAUUUUUACUUUAUUGUCCAUAUUUUGCAUCCAACCACAAUUGAUGGUGUCCUCCUGAUCACUUAGAUUGGGUUUUAACUAAGAUAUUUUGAAUGUGGUUUUUGUUAGCUCACCAAACAUGACCUACAUAGCCUACUCCAAUCGUUUUACCUUAAGGUACUUUUUAAUGUAGAUUUAUUGUAAACAUUUUCUAUAUGCAUAUUUUUCUUUUCAUAUUUUCCAUUUAGAUUCAGGUUGAUGUUUUUUCUGUAAAAUUUUCAUUUAAAAUGUUAUUAAUUUUUAAUCAUUAGUGCUCAAUAUUUUGUUCAUUAACAAAGUAUGCUCAAUUUGCUGCACUUAUCUUCUUUUAUACCUAUUUUGUUUUGAUUAUUAUUAUUAUUGUUUAUAUAAAUUAUUAGAUAUUUAAAAUGGUUUGAUUACUCAAAAGAAUCCAUGUCCUUAUUUUAAAGUCAGAUUUGCUUAUGAUACGUAUGGAUAAUACUAGGUUAUUUAGUUUUAUUUUCAUUUAUACUAUGACUUAUUUACUAGAAUUGAUUAGACUUUGUGGUACUUACUAUUUAUUUUUAGUAUUCUUUAAAUUGUAUAUAAUCUGCAUAGGCUAGCAGUAUGAUAGCUUUUCCAUUAAGCUUCAUUGUAUAUUUAUUUAAAAAUAUAUGUACCUAUAUUUUUGUCACAAGUGCUUAAACAAUUUAAAUUAAUUUAGUAAGUGUGUGUUAUUAGUUGAUACUUAAUAUAAAUAAAUAUUUUACAGGAUUCAAAAAGAAUUAGCGGAAAUUACAUUGGAUCCUCCGCCAAAUUGCAGGUAAAGUUUAUGAAUAUUUUUAAACAUUGCUAAUUUCUAACUUAAAUUCUUAAAUUUAGUUACGUAUAUCCAAUUUUAUUUUUAAUUUUUUGGGAAGGUGGGGUGAUUACAAAGUUUAAAAUGAGUUACCUUUGGUGCUCACACAUUUUUAUCUGUGUUAAAUAAUAUUGAAAAAUGUCUCAAAUAAUAUUAUAUUGAGCAAAUAUCAAAUGCUUUACCUAUAGAAUAACCAAUAAGGAAUUAAUUAACAACUAAAACAAAUUUAAUUCAAUACCCAACAUACUAAUUAUAUAAUCAGUUGGAUUAUUUUUAGUAUUAGAGUAAAUUUUACUAUUAGGGUAUUUCAAAGAUAUAGGAAUAUUUUUUGUUACCUUUUGUUUUUUGUUUUUUUUAAAAUAUUUUAUUCAAAAUUAAUAUAUCUAAUAAAAUUGACAAAAACACGCACAAGAGAAUGUCAUUGGUAAUUUACUUUGAUAUUAUACAAUUUAACAGCUGUAUAAAUGAUGCAGUGUGUAGAUUGGUAGAACAAAUUGAUAUUGUCUGAAAAAUUAUGAGAAUCCUAUACUUUGUAUUUUAUUUUUUUUUUUUGUCUAAUGUUUAACAUAUUUAUCAGUUUCUUAAGGUUUACUUGCACAGUCAAUAAGGGUGUCUGGACGAAAUUUCAUCCAGACAAAAUUCUGCUGGUCAACGCCCUUCAAAAAACACAAAUAAACUAUGUUGUCUUAUCGUUUGUACCUUAUUUCUGAAUUUCCAAAAACUGUCUACCAGUCUUAAGUCUAGUAAAGUGUAAAUGAAAAGUUACCAAUACAUUUACUUUGUAGUUUGUUACAUCUGCAUAUUUUUUUUAUUUUUUUUUUUUUUUAUCUAGGUUAGAUUUUGUCCUAGCUUCAUCAAUAAUAAUAAAAGUGAUUGUAAUGUAGGUAUAAUAAUAUGCAAUAAUGUUUAAAUAUGUGUACACAUUUUAGCGCCGGACCAAAAGGUGAUAAUGUAUAUGAAUGGGUCAGCACAAUUUUAGGUCCUCCAGGUUCAGUAUACGAAGGAGGAGUUUUCUUCUUAGAUAUUCAUUUCACCACAGAGUAUCCAUUUAAGCCUCCUAAAGUAUGUAAAAAAAAUUGUUCUUAUUAUAGGUUGUCAAAUUUCUAAUUCUGACUGUAUGUAUAUUAGGUACUUUUUAGAACUCGCAUAUACCAUUGCAAUAUUAACUCUCAGGGUGUAAUUUGCUUGGAUAUACUAAAAGACAAUUGGUCUCCUGCAUUGACCAUCUCUAAGGUGCUGUUGUCAAUUUGUUCCUUAUUGACUGAUUGUAAUCCAGGUAAAUAUAAACAAAUUAUUUAUGAACUAUUUUGUAAAUUUAUUAUCUAAAUUGUUAAAAAAUAAUAACCUAAAUAAGUCUUGACUUCUACACCUUCAUUUCAAUUACUUGGGAUCAACCCAUCAUUAUCCUAAAUUUUCAUUUGACCUAAUUUCCUACCUCUCGUACUCUGUGUGUCCUUAAGUAUUCUAAUAUCAUUCUCAAUGGAACCACCUCUUUUGGCUUCUUCUUAUGUUUAUUUUCAUUGCUGUUCUUACUGCUUCUGAUUCCUUUUUUUUAAUGACAUGCUCAAACCAUCUUAUUUUGUCUUGUUAUUCUAUUAUAGAAACCUAUGCUACAUUUUAUGUACUUGUUCCUUAUCCUACCUUCUCUUGUUACUCCACCAUGCACCUAAGCAUUCUCAUUUCUGAUACACUCAUUCUCUGUUCUAUUUUUCUACCUAUGACUGAACACUUCAAAUCAUACACCAUAGUAGGUCUCGCCACAUUUUUAUAAAACUUAUCUUUAAGACCUGUUCUUUUAAUUUUUGGUAAAGUGUCAGUAAGCUAACUAGCUAUCCUUAAAUUGAAUAGCCAUUUAAUUCUUACAUACAUCAGUUAAGUUAAAAAUCCCUGUAAACUUAAUGAUUAAUGGUCAAAUUCUACCAGUUAAUUUUUGAUUAAAAGAAAAUCUUCCAUUAUUAUUAAUAAUUUUUAUGAUUACUGCUGGUAACUAGUUUGUGUUUUUCUGUUUAAACUCUUGUUAAAAUGUAUUAUGUCUAGAAACUAGAGCUAUGCAAAACUAUGCUGUAUGUUGCCAAGAUAGUGAUUUUUUUGAUUUUAAAGACAAAACAGUAGCAUUAAUGUGGCUAUUUGAAAAAAGAACAUUUUUCUAUCACGGAAAAACUAUUUUCAAAUAUUAGACUAAGAAUGAUUUAAAGAUUGAAUAAUUCUGGGAAAUGCAGUUUAUGCAUUAUCCCAUUAUUUGAUAACACUGUUAUCAAAAGUAGUGAGGUUAUGUAAUGAAUCCUAAAUUAGGACUAGGUGGAGCGAACGUUUGGAGUCUGGAAAGGAUGAUUCGUAUCUUAUUUUGAGAAUAAGCUUAAAAAUAGAAACAACAAUGGCAGUAAUUCAGUUAUGUCAGACAGUUAUUGUGAUCUGAUUUUUUACAUUCCUCUAGAUACUUGCUUGUUUUGUAACUCAACAACACAUUUUUAUGUUGCAUGUUUAGAACAUAGAAAUUCAUUCAUGGGCGCUUGUUUUGGGAACACUGUUAAUUAGUUAAAAUAAAACUGUUGGUUAGUUAUAUGAUUAUUAAUCAAAGGUGGUAAGAGUGGGCUGGGACUUGCCCACAAAAUUACGGUUACCUAACCAAAGGCUUUACCGACACUUAACCGGACAUUGUAAUAACGAGCCUAAGCAGCAUAAGUAUUCCCUUGUCAUAUAAAACACCUAAACACUCCAUUUUAUCCAAUCAUGCUUAAUUCUGUAUUACACAUCCUCUUUUUCUGUUCUCUCAUACAUCUGAGGCAGUAUAAUUUUCCCAAGCCUUGAUUAGAACUUCUCAUAUUAUUUGACACAAAUUUUACACCUAGGGAUUAAUAACUUAAUAACUUUUAUAAAAUUAUUAUAAAAGUUAUUAAAAAUUGGUAUAUUUUAGUUUAUAAAUAAUAUAAAUAAUCAAUUGUUAAAUAUAUUUAUUUUUUUUUCUAUAUAAUAUAUAGCUGAUCCCCUAGUCGGUAGUAUUGCUACACAGUAUCUACAAAAUCGAGACGAACAUGACAGAAUUGCCAGGCUGUGGACUAAACGGUAUGCUACAUGAUUGAUACCCGAGUGGAGAAAACAUAAAGUUUAUAUAUAUAUAUAAAACAAAUAAAAACCAUGCUAAAAAUCCUAAUUCCGCAUAUUCUUAAUGGGUGUUAGCAUGAUAACAUUUUAGUUUGUAUUAUUUUAUAGUUGGCAUAUUUAAGACCUGAAUAUGAGUCAGUUCCUACAUUUUUUAAUUUUGUUUUUCGCGGAACAGUGAUAAUCUAAUAAAUUGAUGGGAAUAAACAUUUAUGAUAAAUGUAAUGUAUAUGAACUGACUGCGCAUCAUUUAAGCCAUAUUAUUGUAAACUAUUUAACUUUUAUCUUUAACAAAAAAAAAAUUAUAAGUAGUAAAUUUUUUAUAAUCGAUAUUAGUUAAUUGUAUAUUUAAUUCCGUACUUAUUAAAUAUAUAAUUAAUUCAAAUUAUUUGUGACUAAAACUAACAUUUUAUUAAAGAAAUGGUUUAGCUAUGCAAUAAUAAUCUUUUUUUUGUGUUACCUCAAAUGAUUGGAGUUACUACUCUAAUUAAUAAUAAUACAAAAUUAAAGUGUAGACUGGUUCUUAUAAUUAAUUUACAAAAAUAUGAACAUUAUGUAAACAAAUUCCAAUUUAAUGUAAAUGUAAAUUGGUAUGGUAUUCAUAUUUUUAUAUGUAAAUUAUUAUUCUACUAAUUUCAAAUAUUAACUGAGCAAAUUUUUUUACUUUAUAUAUUUUUUUUUCUACUCUUCUUGUAAAAAUAAUUACAUACUUAAAUUAAAUUGUGUGGGUAUUGUAACAGAAUAACAUAUUUUUUUCAUUUAAAUUGUACAAUGAUAUUAUAUUGAAUUUAUUUGUGACAUAUUGGACAUUAUUGGGUUUUCAUUAUUAAAUUAUGUAUUACACAUUAUAAAUGUUCUUUCUUUCUUUUGUUGUUUUGUGUACUUUUUUAAUCUUACUUUAUACAUUUUAACGUUUUUAGGAAUAUAUGUCAGACAAAUUUAUUAAAUCACUAAUUUUUAUCUCUUAAUUUAAAUCACGUAACUAAUUUUUAACUUAUAUAUUUAUUUUAUUUUGAUGUAUAAAAUAAAAAAUAUAUUUCCAAACCGUUUAGUGAGAGUUUUCAACUAGACUGAUAUUUGUUCAUUAUUAUUUUUAUUGUCAAUUUAUAAUAGAUAAUAAUUUAGGCUUGUGGUUAGUGUUGCGCAGUCUAAUGUUCUAUGUAAAUUAUAAUAUUACAUUUUACAUAACUAUUAACUAAUUGUUUAAGCUGACCAAAAAGAAACUCAAUUUUUUUUUUAAUGCUUCAAAUAAAAAAAUUAAAUGUAUAUUUUUUUAGCCAAAUUUUGGAGUUUAAAAGUGUCUUAUUAAGGUUGAUGUGUAAUUAUUAUCUCACGAUUGUUGGUCUGAAAAUGAGAUAUUUUGAAUUUACUAUUUACGUGUUCUGUUCAUUACUACAUGAAUGUAUGAAAAAUACAAUAUUUUAGCAUAUCUGUAAAGUUAUAAGUUAUAUGUAUGUAUUAUUAAUUAAAUUAAUAUUAAUAUUAUAAUAUAGAAUAAAUAAUAAAUUUAAAAAAUUGUUGUGAAAUAUUUAACUGUGUAUUUUGUUUGCUACUAUGCUCUAUUCAUAAUCAGAAAACAUUUCGAGUUUUGUGUAGAUGUAUCGUAUACAGUUGACAAUUUCCAAUGUUGUUACAAU
This is a messenger RNA of Cinara cedri, 7624 nucleotides long. NCBI's taxonomy places the organism in Eukaryota, Metazoa, Arthropoda, Insecta, Hemiptera, Aphididae. The record is from the annotation of a GenBank genome assembly.